This is a messenger RNA of Juglans regia (Persian walnut), 882 nucleotides long. RefSeq lists its product as uncharacterized. Lineage: Eukaryota; Viridiplantae; Streptophyta; Magnoliopsida; Fagales; Juglandaceae. Gene Ontology annotation, molecular function: nucleic acid binding; RNA-DNA hybrid ribonuclease activity. The record is from RefSeq and is a predicted model, not a curated record. The coding region runs from base 1 to 882 and encodes 293 amino acids. The transcript has a single exon.
AUGACUCAAUGUAUAUGCCUCCAAGAGGAAGAAUCUGUAAUGCAUGUUCUCUGGUAUUGCCCUACUGCCAAUGAUGUGUGGGCGGGGUUCCUAAAAAUAGUGCAGAAAUGGAAGAUACAAGAAGAAACAGAUUUACUGAGCUUAUGGGAGAGUUUGACUAAAAAGCUCCAUAAAACUGAAAUGGAAGCAAUAGCUGCCAUAAUGAGGAGUCUGUGGAUCAGAAGAAAUGUUUUCAUUUUUGAACAGAAGUUCACCAGUCCUAGCAGUGUUAUUAGAUCAGCAAAAGAUUUCUUGAAUGAGUUUCAACAGGUCCAAACUCAGUCAAUGGGACAAGGGGGAAACAGCAGUGCAAUGGGAGGUGAGAAAAAAUGGCUUCCACCAGAACAGAGUUGGGUUAAGGCAAACUGGGAUGUAGCUUUGGAUGUUAAAGCAAGAAAGAUGGGUGCCGGGGUUAUAAUAAGAAAUGAGAAGGGAGAGGUCAUGGCAACAUGUCAUGCUCAGAAGCAAAAUGUGGUAGAACCAGCUCUAGCAGAGUGUUAUGCUCUAAGAACAGCAAUGGAUUUUUGUAGAGAUCUCAAUUUUGACAAAGUAAUUUUCGAGGGGGAUGCACAGAUUGUGAUAAAUGCUGUAAACAAUCAAGAUGAAGACUUGUCUUUCUAUGGCAGUAUUAUUGAAGAGUUGAAGAUGGUGAUCAAAGGCUGGCAAGGUUGGACAGUUAAAUACUCACAUAGAGACACAAAUGCAGUAGCUCAUAAACUAGCAAGAGCUGCGUUGCAUUCUGAAGAGGAAAAUAUUUGGAUAGAAGAAGCUCCAAUGUUUGUCUUAAAUAGUUUACAGAUUGAUAAUCUUUGUAUUGAUCAAACAUUUUAUAUUGAUGAAUGA